This is a messenger RNA of Penicillium coprophilum, 1095 nucleotides long. Its product is annotated as tyrosinase family protein. NCBI's taxonomy places the organism in Eukaryota, Fungi, Ascomycota, Eurotiomycetes, Eurotiales, Aspergillaceae. Gene Ontology annotation, molecular function: oxidoreductase activity. The record is from RefSeq and is a predicted model, not a curated record. The transcript has 4 exons. Bases 1 to 1095 code for a protein of 364 amino acids.
AUGGUUGGUUUUUAUCAGUGUUUCUUGGUCGUCGCCCUGGGAAUUUUAGUCUCGGCAGCAGACUUCUCCCUAGUUGAAACCAUCAACUUUUCCCUUGCCAAGCAGUGUAGAAAGCAUCGCACUGCUGUGCGGAAGGAAUGGGGAGAGUUGAAGCGAGCGCAGCGGAUCGACUAUAUUGAUGCGGUAUUAUGUAUGCAACGACAGCCUCAGCAUCUUCCAAGAGAAGAGUAUCCGGGAGUGCAGAAUCGGUUUGACGACUUCGUGGCUACCCAUAUCAACUACACCCUCAAUGUCCACCUGAGUGGUCUGUUCCUGCCGUGGCACCGUCACUUCCUCUGGCUCUGGGAGACAGCCCUGCGAGAUGAGUGUGGUUACACUGGACAUCUUCCAUACUGGAACUGGCCAUUAUGGUCCGAGAACCUAAAAGCCAGCCCACUCUUCGACUGCAGCGACAGCUCCCUCUCCGGCGACGGUGAAUAUAACCCUGAAGAAACAAGCAUCUCCGGCGGCGCCGUCACCCUACCACGGGGAUCAGGUGGUGGCUGUGUACGAUGCGGACCGUUCAAAGACAUGCAAAUCCAUAUGGGCCCAUUUGAUCGCAACAUCGUCUCAUUCGACAAGCUCCCCGCUCCAGGCUUUGACUACAACCCGCGCUGCUUCAACCGAAGUCUAAACAAUUUCGUCAGCAGCAACUACGAUAACGUGACCAUCGUCGACAGACUCCUGGCCGCGACCAAUAUCUCCGAUUUCCAAGUCGUCAUGGAUUACUGGCCCGCACGGCCGGAUGGGGUUUUGGGCGUUCAUGGCGGCGGACAUUUCAGCCUCGGAGCCACCCUCCAAGACCUAUUUACGUCGCCGCAAGAUCCGGCUUUCAUGCUCCACCACGGUAUGAUCGAUCGGUUGUGGAGUAUUUGGCAAGCGAAGGAUAAAGAUAAUCGGUUUGCGCUGAAUGGUACGAAUAGGCUUUCUAAUCCGCCCGAUGCGACAAUUGUUACGCUUGAUAUGAAGAUGGAGUUUGGUGUGCUUGAUCGGUCUCGGUCGGUCGGUGAGGUCAUGGAUCCGACUAAACACCGGUACUGUUAUUCGUAUAGUUGA